AUGGCUGCGUCCACCAUUUUUUCCGAGAUUUGUGACCAGUUCUUGCGUUGCAAACUAUGUGAGGGUGAUUUCAAUUCGCCUAAAUUGCUUCCGUGCUUGCAUUCGUUCUGUCGAAACUGUUUGGAUGGCUUGCUGAAAAGCGACAGCAACGAACGUUCGCUUAACUGUCCUGUGUGCAAACAGUACGUUUCAUUGUACGGUAAACAUGGCGUCGACGGUUUACGUGAUAACGAGUUCAUCGCCAGCCUCACCGAAACUAUGGGCAUGCUUCAGAAAAUCCGUAACCCAGUCAAUGCGAUUGUCUGCACUUGCUGUUCUGAUGGGAACGAAGCAAAAUCAUACUGCCCCGCCUGUGAUGAUUUUCUAUGCGACGAUUGCGUUGGGGCCCACGGCCGACUGAAGGUGUUCAAGAACCACGCCUCCGUGCUUUUAGAUGACAUCCGUUCCGGGAAAUGUACCGAAUGUCUUCUAAAGCACGAUAAAACACAGGUAUGCAAGGUCCACGAUGGCGAAGUGAUGAGAUUCUACUGUAAGACAUGCGAGAAGCAAAUAUGUCGUGACUGCACCGUUCUUGAUCACAAGGAACCCGACCAUCGCUACCAUCGGCUUUGCGAUGCCAUAUCUGAAUGUCGCGAGGCCCUAAAAAAGAAUCUGUCGGAAGUGAAGAUGAAAAUAUCCCUGGUGAACAAUUCUCUGAAAGCCGUUGCUAAAUCACAAAAUGAAAUCGCACAAGGAAAAGAGAAGACAAUAGAAAAAAUUCAUCUAGAAGCCGAAAAACGUGUUGACGAUAUAACGAAUAUGCGAAUCGCGCUGGAAGGUCAGGUCAACGCACUUUCGUCUAUAAAAGAACGCCAACUCAAUGAUUUGAAAGAUAUGCUUGAUCUCGAAUUGCUCAAACUGAACGGCAGUUUUGAAUUUACUGACAUUAUAUUGAAAAUGGGUAUCGAUCGCGAUAUUUUGGCAGGGAAAACACAAAUGGAGCGAAGAUUGAAAGAAUUGGCAGAGACUUGCGUAGAAGCCAACAUGGUUGUCGAUACGGCGGUUAAAUUUAUCGGUAGCUAUGCCACUCGUGCGACCGAUCCUUUAGGCAAAGUGGUCGAUGAAAGCGGUACCACGGUAACUGUCGACGGUCCUUUGAAAUCAAAUUCCGUUCAGUACUCCUGCCGACUAUUAUUUGAAUUUGGAAAACGAGGUUCUGGCCCAGGAGAGUUUUGCGACCCAGAAGGCGUGGCCGUUACCAAUGCGGGCGACAUAGUCGUAGCGGACAAAGGCAAUAGUCGUCUUCAAAUAUUUGAUUCGCUCGGAAAUUAUAAGUUUCAAUCACCCGCCCAUAUGUACAAAACUCCUACGGACGUGGCCGUAAACCCAGACAAUGAUUUUGUAGUCGUCGACUAUGGAUUACGAUGUAUUAGAAUCACAUCUCCCGACAAGUGUCACGUGACCAUCCGUAAAACGGACAGUUCCGACUCCCCUAAAAGCCCAGUCGAUGACGAUUUCUGGAACUACCUUCAUGGCAUUACGGUCGACCGUAUCGGUCACGUCGUCGUCUCGAGUUCUUGUCAUGAACAGUCCCACAUUCGCGUGUUCACCCCCUACGGCACAGAAAUCUGUCGCAUCGGCGAAAAAGAUAAGCUCGACCGUAUUUUCUACAUGUGCACCGAUUCCAGCAAUGAAAAUAUAUUGGUGUCCAACCACGGAAAACGCCCUCUACGUAAGUAUGACAUCAGAGGCCGCGAAAUAUGGUCAACAAAUCUUCCGGGUCAUUUUAUAACUGGAAUUUGCUGUGAUGACUUGGAUAACAUGCUGACAGUGAGUUAUCGGACAGGACAGAUAUUACUGGUUCACAAAGACGGAACCCCCGGAGGUAUUCUCGCGGAAGGGCUGAGUCAUCCGGAAGGCAUUGCCUUUACCAAAGACAAGAAGUUGGUCGUAGUGGAUGGAGGCCACAAUCGCGUUAAAGUCUACCAGUAUCGACGAACUGGAAGUAAUGCCUAA
This is a messenger RNA of Saccoglossus kowalevskii, 1995 nucleotides long. RefSeq names its product E3 ubiquitin-protein ligase TRIM71-like. NCBI's taxonomy places the organism in Eukaryota, Metazoa, Hemichordata, Enteropneusta, Harrimaniidae. Gene Ontology annotation, molecular function: zinc ion binding; protein binding. The record is from RefSeq and is a predicted model, not a curated record.